AUGGGUGAUGAAAAGACGUUUGGAGCGCGACUGGCGGCGGGCGAGUCGCUGCACGUGACGGGCGGACCGUGCCCGGUGUCGCGCUUCUACGCGCGGCGCGAAGAGGCGCUGGCGCAGCUGGUGUGGCGCGCCAACGUGUCACGUGAGGCCGAGCGGCGGCUCGCUCGCGCGCCGAACGGCACGCGCACGUACAUCGGCGUGCACGUGAGACGCACCGACUAUGCCGAGUGGCUGCGGGAUAAGAUACACGGCCACCUGGUUUCGCCCGCGUAUCUGCGGUGCGCGCUGAGGCACGCGCGGCGUACUUACCCGCGCCCCGCCUUCCUCGUGUCGAGUGACGACAUGGCCUGGUGUCGGACACACAUCGUCGGCGACGACGUGAUGUUCGUCGGCUCCGACGCGUCGGAGGCGUUCGACAUGGCCACGCUCGGCAUGUGCAACCACACGAUCGUCACCUACGGCACAUUCGGCUACAUGUCGGCCUUCCUGGCCGGCGGAGAUGUGAUCGUGCCGACAGGCUACUCUAAGGUAGAAUAUUCUCUGGUGGGGCAUCUGCGCCAGGCGCGGCUCAAUGUCACUCAGCUCAAAGACUCCGAUGAGUGCUGA
Molecule: messenger RNA, 606 nt
Organism: Pollicipes pollicipes
Lineage: Eukaryota; Metazoa; Arthropoda; Thecostraca; Pollicipedomorpha; Pollicipedidae
Product: galactoside alpha-(1,2)-fucosyltransferase 2-like
Exons: 1
Coding region: 1-606 (201 amino acids)
Biological process (GO): carbohydrate metabolic process
Cellular component (GO): membrane
Molecular function (GO): galactoside 2-alpha-L-fucosyltransferase activity
Source: RefSeq, a predicted model, not a curated record